This is a messenger RNA of Haplochromis burtoni (Burton's mouthbrooder), 5674 nucleotides long. Its product is annotated as HPS6 biogenesis of lysosomal organelles complex 2 subunit 3. Gene Ontology annotation, molecular function: protein binding. The record is from RefSeq and is a predicted model, not a curated record. Gene Ontology annotation, biological process: protein localization to membrane; organelle organization; lysosome localization. NCBI's taxonomy places the organism in Eukaryota, Metazoa, Chordata, Actinopteri, Cichliformes, Cichlidae. The transcript has a single exon. The coding region runs from base 343 to 3138 and encodes 931 amino acids. Gene Ontology annotation, cellular component: BLOC-2 complex; lysosomal membrane.
UGCAAAACAGCCCGAGUAUCCGGAAAUUAACAAUCCCGUGAUGUUAGGGGAGCGCUAGCAUAGCAGUGGAAUGAGUAGAGCGCCUUUCUCGAUUAAAACUUACCCAGAGGUCAGUUUUAGCGAACUGUUUGCUUUCAUUGUCGUCGACAGACAUGGCGUUACCGGGGACGACGGCUGUCGAAGGACGCCUGUCCACGCACGGACCUUGAGGAUGAAGAUUAACGGGAUGCCAUUCAGUUAGCUACUCUGGACCCCGAUUAUGUGCCACAGAAGCUAGCAGGCUAGUUAAUACGCUGUGGCAAAGUAUUUACGGGCUGCUGCUCGGUGUGGAAACGGAGAAAUAUGGCGGGGUUGGUGUUGAAGCAGCUGUCAGAUUUCGGGGACUUUUCUCACGGUAAAGAGCUGACAGAGAUACUCAGUCUGAAUAACAACGAGCAGAUAAACAGUGUUCGCAUGAGCCCAGAUGGACGUCACAUCCAUGUCGUCCUCCGCAAGCCUAAGGUCAGUCUUGUGACUUUUGACAAGUAUGAAAGACCCCAGCUGGCUCCUAACCAGAAGAAACUGGAUUUGUGCGUAAACGUGCCCAUCGUGGAUAUUUUCUAUCUGGAGCAUCACGGCGGCAGCAGCAGCAGCGGUGCAGCAGUCGUGGCAGUGGUUUAUGAAAGUGGGAAAGUUGAGUUUUGGAAGUUCCAGGAGUGCAAGUCUGGCUGGCAUCUCCUGCAGACAUCACAGUUGUGCAACAGUCCCCGGGCUAAAGUGGUAUCUGUCUGUGCUUGCUCUAAUCUUAUCAUCUGGUGCGAGGAGCGGCCGCCGUCAGAAAGCUCCCCUGUCCUCAGCGCCACAAGGAAUAUGUUGAGAUACUGUGUUUGCAGACGUGACUUUGAGGUGAACGAGACGGCUGUCAGCUUGGGAGGGGUGAAAAUCGCCCUCCACAAUAAUCCUGACUUUACUGUGGUCAGCUCAGGGGAAUAUGUGCACCUUCUUCCUGACUUGAAGUCGAAGCCGCUGUUGAACAUCUCCAAAUUCUUCCUCUCCUGGUCCCCUCGCUAUGACUCCUUUACAGUCAGCACCACAUGUAAAAACACCCCCCUUAAAAAGCUUUCAGCUAAAGAGUCCGACUUUAUGAAGCUGGUAAUCAAUUGCUUAGGAUAUUUGUCUCCUCUUGAGCCACCUGAGAUCUGCAGCUUCUCACCCACAGCCUGUGGAGGCCUCCUCCUGCUGCUCAGCACAGGCUGGCUCUGUCUCCUGCAGAAAGACGGGGUCCUGCGGCAAGUAUACAAACUAGAAGACAACUGUUUGGUAAAUUACAGCACUCACACUAGCCUUGGUAUGUAUGAGGACACCCUGGCACUAAUUAUGGGGCAAAACCUGCAUCUGAUAGACUUGAACUGUGGCAGAGAGCUGGAAAAGAUUGUGCUGAUGGGUGAAGCAUUAUUAUAUACAAACAGGGCAGAUAUGUGUACACCUCACCUACUCUCAGAAACUGGACUUUUUGUAGUGGUGAGCAGGGGGACGGACUCCAGAGACUGCAACUUCAGAAUAAAGUCUCCUGGUUUCAGUACAGUGGAGAGUAUUCAUCCUGGAGCCCUCCUGGUAGAAGCUGUCUUUGAAGAGGCCUGUAAAUACUACCAGCAGAGGAGCCUGAGCAGCACCCCGCUCACCGUGGACUCGCUGAAGAAAGGGGGGAGAUUCCAGGCUCCCAUCUCUUUAGCCUCCAUCCUCUUCAGCUACCUCAGCGCAGGCUUCAAGCAAAAGGGAGCACAGCUGUCCCAGAAUGGAGGAGGUGGAUGUAUCACAGGGCAAGACAAGCUAAUGGGUUCUCUUGAGGCCGAGCUCAAGGCUCUGGUUUCGCUGGAGGAAGUGAAGGGGACUUUAGUGAGGGGUAGUGUUAAAGAGGUGGAGGCAAUGUGUGAGAGUCUAGUUGAGAAAGAAGUAUUGAGGCUUCUGUCGUCUCCUGAGCUGGAUAAAGAGGCUCUGCUGUACCUCAACUCCAUCUUCAGCAUCUUUCCCUCCGAGGGUUGGAAGGCGGCGCAGUCUGCUCUGCAGCUACACUACAACGGUGAAGGAUUUCUGUCCAGCAGAGCUCCCCCUGAUGUAUGGAAAACUGUUCUCAGUGCUGGUCUGUCAUCCAGCCCUGUAGCCUCCCUGUCAUUAACCAAUGGGGGACCAAAACACAAUCGCAGCCUUAAGGUCGAUUACUUUACAAACUGUAAAGGAAAAUCUACAACCACCACUUCCUCAGCUGCCUUGCCUGUGUUUGAGCUCCUCUGCAGGUCAGUUUUUCAUUUCCAGCCCAGCUGGCUGCCCAGAUUCCUCGAGCUCGCCCAGAAGGAGCAGGGCUCAACGGGGUUGGGUCUGGGCCUGGCGGCUUCCUCUUGGAGUUUUUCUAGUGGGAGAGGAGGGGACUGCAAUGAAAGCAACGUGCCACUAUAUAAACGAGCACUGUACCUUCUGUCCAGCUUAAACCCAGACAGAGACCAGCAGCAGGACCUAGAGGUGGAGCUGCUGCUGGUGAGUGGGAGACCCAACGCAAUCCUACAGGCUCUGCGGAUCCUCAUGAGCAAGAAGCAGUGGUAUCGGGUCACCCAGGUGGCCCAGAAGUGCUGUAAACAGAGUCCGCUGCUCAACAAGGAGAUUUUCACUAUUUUGUUGUGCGAGGUGGCCCAUCACAGAGACCUGGAUCCCUACCUGGACUUGCUGUGGACACUUUGCCCUGAGGAUUUCACCGUCACCACCAUCCUGAACAUGGUCCUGAAAAACCUCCCCUCUCCCAACACUCCCUCCCACUCCUCGUCUUUCCUGGCGUCCAGUUCAACCUCUUCUACUCCUCCUUUCACAGACCCCCACAGUACUCAGGUGACUGUUGGGCUAUUGAAACCACUGCUGAGAAAAGUGUUGCAGAGGGAGACCAAGCCUAGCCAGCGCUACGUGGACAUCCUCCAGUCACCGUCAUUCCCCCCUCCUGCACUGCCUCGCCAGCCCACUGAGCAGAGCAGCAGUGUCACAGACCCCAUUGCAGACUCUGAUCUGUGCAACAACAUCACCCCAGCUCUUCUUGCAGAAACCCCUGAACAGCAGACCUGCACACAAACAGCUAUUCAAAGGCAGAGGGUGGCUCUACCUGCUAACACAGUUUGAAGAAGAAUGAAUGAAUAACAAAACUGUCUUUAUACUCCCUUCAACACAUAAUCUGACCGAAGUGUAAAUCAGUGUGAUGACAAUCAUAUUAUAAAACAGAAUAAUAUGUAAUAAUAUAUAAUAAGAUCGUAUUUCUUGUUUUGUUUUGUUUUUAAACUGUUGAAAUGUGACUACUAGAAAAUAUUAAAUGACUACUGAAGAUCCUACCAGUGUAAUAACUGCAGGUAAAUUUAAGUGUUUAAAUGGGGAUGCACAGAUCUGAUGGAUCGGGCAUCUGUGGCAAAGAUUUCAGAUCAGUGUAUAUCUCAGUUUAUUUCUGUGCGCAUGAACAUUUUGCUCUAAGGAGCUUAUUGCGGUCAAUACGGUUAACGUCUUCUUCACUUGGCCUGUCUGUCUCCUUCGCCACACAAGAGCAGAGGAGAGAAAAUGCAGUGGAGACUUUGACGUGAAGCUGAAAUGAAACAGCUGCACAUAAAUUAGUUGUAUACAAUAUUAAAAUACUUCUUUUUUUUUUUUCUUUUUUUUUAAAGAUAUUUAUGUUUAUUCAGCUUAGUUUCCUAGAUGGCAGGAGUCCCUGUUUUUAUGUCUCAUUUCAGUAACUGAGUUGUUUAUUUGCUUCAUGUUACUUUACAUAUAAGUAAAUGAAUCCUCUGCGUGACAAGUGCAGCUUAAUAAUUUAUUGUCGAUACUCUGUAUCUGCAGAUAUCUCAAAGAAAAGUCGGAUCGGUGCAUCCCUACUCUUUAUGUGUAUAAACUGUAUCUACAGUGUUAUUUAUCUUUUCAGCCUUAACUGCACGUCGAUGAGAAUGUUCUUGCAUUGCGUAACUUUAACCUGUAUAGGAAUCCUAUCAAAGGGUAGCAGUAUUAACACAAUAUAGUAUGUAAGUGCUCAGUGAAACAGAGCCGGUUAUUCCUGAACCAAAAUGGCAUCUGCCUCUGCCUUUAUGCUCCACCCCCCUCUCAGCUUCAAACUGAUUAAGUCCUGAAUGCGGAUGUUCUUGUAUUAUAUCAGAACAGCAAAAACAAAAGCCACUAACUCCUGUUGCUGGGUUUUAUACAAAGGUGUGUUCCCUUUUUUAAAAAUAGAUGUUGGCUAAUUAUAGCCGAGUAUAGCUUCCUUUUACUUGCUCAAGUGCAUUUAUGCAGUGAGUAAUCUAAUAGUCUGAAUUCAGACAAGCUGACCUUUGUGGGUUGUUUUAAGCUAGGUAAGGUUUGGCAGAGCAGGGAAGAAGGAAUGAGAUCAGGGUUUCUUUUACUGGCUUUUGGUUUCACAUUUAUGCUGAUGGCUUCUGUUUGGUUUUAAGUGACUCAAAUAGUGUAAUAUCUGCAAACCAAAACAAUCUACGUGACUUUCUUUUGCUUCCAUUUUUCCAUUCCUGUCAUCUUUUUUGGGGGGGGGGGUCACUCUAGGCUCCAUCUUGUCUCCUCUGCUCCCUCUCAGCCGACUCCUUGGACAUACCAAACAGAGUACCCAGUAAAAGCAACUCACAGUUCAACUUUAAAUUCAAUUUUAGCAGUAAUUCUGUUAAAAUUCAAGUGCUUGUGGGACAGAUUGUGACUCACACAGGCACCCUGCUGCUUGCAUAAGGUCAUGCAUGUCCUCCUUUAUGAACCCGGUGAGGGUAAUGUUAUUAGAGAUGAUAGCCCCUCGGUCUUAUCGCCACUGCUGGUUAUGCUCUGUCACCAGCUGCACUUUUAUAUGACAACAGUCAGUAUUGGUUGUGCCUCUGCUUUGGGGGGUUUUCUGAUUAAGUGCCAAAAACAAGUGUGUAUUUGUGUUCCUGUUGUGCUUAGUGCCUUCUGUUGGAGCAGCCUGUUAAGCUUGUUAUAGUCAAAGUUAAGUCUCUGUCCAUAAUAUUUCACUCUUCUGCCUAUUUAUUAUGUACCAAUCUUUGGAAGACUACUAAAAUGAUAAACCAAGGUCCUGUUUGGGUGAGGUUUUGAGAAAGUCAGACAGGUCUUAGGUAUUCAGUGACAAUCAGACUCUAAAUGCUGCAGAAAAACCUGCGUGCCUUUUACGGUGCUUCUUCGAAUUUACAGGGUAGUGUCAUAGCUCAGCUGUCUUUUCACUCUUAGUCAUAUUUUGAAGACGUACGCAUUUCUAAACUUUAAUCAGCUCUUGGUAUGAAAGGGCUACUGCCCCUAACCCCUAACAGCUUUCUGAUAUCUUUCUCAAGUCCAUUUAAUCAAGCGGCAGUCAUUCCAGGCCCUGCACACCUAACAGACGUGUUAAAGCGUGCACAGCUCAUCUAACAGAUAUGUUUCGACUCGUCUCAGAUUCAUUGGGAACUCCCUGACUUCCCCACAGAGGCCACUGAGCCUAACCGUCACGACUGUUUCUGAUGUUAAUAUUCACUCGCCUUAACCUUUGCUUCAAGUUGCUGUUGGCUCCUCCUGCACCGGCCUAACAAAAUUUCACAUCCACGUGACAACUUUGUACUUUCGGUGAUGCUAAUUUUUAGGCAGUAUUUGUUGAAGAACGCGUAAGUAUUUAUGAAAAGAUGCUGUAUGCUAUUAAACUGAAGAUAAAACACGA